Molecule: messenger RNA, 1620 nt
Organism: Trichoderma asperellum CBS 433.97
Lineage: Eukaryota; Fungi; Ascomycota; Sordariomycetes; Hypocreales; Hypocreaceae
Source: RefSeq, a predicted model, not a curated record
UUCAGAAAAUUUAGAAAAGGAAAAGGAAAAAAAAAAAAAAAAGGAAAAGGAAAAGAAGAAGCUACGCGUGCCUUCGUUGUAUCUCGGCUCCGUAGAAAAUCUUCACAAUGAGAUCUACGGUUCUUUACGCCCUGCUUGCCUCGACUGCAGUUCAGGGUGCUGCGUUGAAUCGCGAUAGAAAUGGCAAUCUGGUUCGCAGGGACAGCUUAUUGGAUCAGCUGGGCCAGCUUCUCGGUCUGCCUGGUUUGGGGAGUGGAGAUAAUUCGGUUGUGAUCACUACAAUCACAACCACCGUCAUUCCCGGAGCUACUCAAGUGGUUGGAAACCCAGUCGCGACAAUAAUCUCAGUUCCGCCUCCGGCUCCUCCACCAGCCGCCCCGACGGUGAAUCCUAAUGGAGACGGAGUUGGCGUCACCACGAUUCCAAUCCCAUCAUCUCUGUUACCGACGACGACGUUUUCCAUAGCUCCUCCACCAGCGGCAUCACAGCCUCCUCCACCAGCGCCGCCUCCUCCUCCGCCGGCUGUCAGCGCUCCUCCAGCAGUACCGCCUCCAGCAUCUUCUGCUCCGCCGCCGCCGCCUCCCCCUCCGGCUGUCAGUGCUCCUCCAGCAGUACCGCCUCCAGCAUCUUCUGCUCCUCCUCCUCCUCCUCCACCGCCGCCGCCGCCUCCUCCUCCAGCGGUAAACUCUACGGCACCUCCGCCUCCCCCUCCGGCAACAUCGGCUGUGCCUCCUCCUCCGCCGCCUCCUCCGGCUUCUACUAGCAUCGCAACCUCAAACCUGCCGCCUUCGCCGAUUUUCAGCACGCUCCCUGUAUCCUCCGCAGCAUCAACAUCUUCGGCUACUGUGACAACCUCUCAAAGCUCAUCCUCUACCUCCGCAAGUGCAUCAUCCUCUGCGGCAGCUCCCGUUGAGGUUUCCACGUCUCUUAUCAAGCCUCCUCCAGCCGCCACUACCAGCGUUUCCACAAGCGUUGCUUCAACGACAUCAUUGGCUACGACUUCAGCGCCUGCCUCCAGUGCUUCUGCUUCCAGUGCUUCAACUUCCAGCGCUUCAACUUCCAGCGCUUCAACGUCCAGCGUUUCAACUUCCAGUGCUCCUGCUACGACCGCACCUGCUGCAACUACAACUGCUCCUGCAAGUUCAGUUGCUCCCGCGAGCUCGGCCACCCCCGUCGAUUCACCUACUUCGGUUGCUCCCGGAGCGCCAGCCAACACUCUCGUCCUCGGCAGCCUUGCUUCCAGUGCUCCACUGCCAGAUGGAGAGCCAGCCCCCCUUCCUCUUCCCCCAGCAGCAACCGCGCCUGCUGUUUUCUCAGCUCCGGCGCCGGAUCUUAAGGGCUAUGAGCUGAGCAGUGUGCUGAAUUUGGGCGCCUUGGUUGCCAUUCCAGGGGCACCCACGCUCACAGCAGCGGCCGCCGCGGCUCCUUCUAUCAUCAUUGAAUCAUGAGAUUCGGGGAAUGGGAUAAAAUAGACGUGUAGUGUAGUUUGGAGGAAUAAGAGUUUUAAUGGUUUGGGGAGAUUUUGAGAUACCAUUUGUCAGUCACAGUUUGCUAAAGGCCAUGUAUGCUUGCGUGUGUUCGUAUAUAUAUCAUUCAUUUAGUCCUUUUGCCCUAACAAAG